This is a messenger RNA of Candidozyma pseudohaemuli, 462 nucleotides long. RefSeq lists its product as uncharacterized. Gene Ontology annotation, molecular function: protein binding. Bases 1 to 462 code for a protein of 153 amino acids. The transcript has a single exon. The record is from RefSeq and is a predicted model, not a curated record. NCBI's taxonomy places the organism in Eukaryota, Fungi, Ascomycota, Pichiomycetes, Serinales, Metschnikowiaceae.
AUGCCCCCUAGAGCACAGCAUAGAGACCCUGCAAGUGACGCUGAAUCCAAAUCUAUCCCCACUUCGAGAUCCGCUAACAAGGCCCGGAAUGCCGUCGCAGUGGCGGCUCAACAGGAGCUUCUAUCGAAGCAUAUUCAUUCAAACGGCCCACAUGAUAAACCUCGGAUUGAUGUGUUGGAUUUCAAUACAUUUGAUGAUACUACCCUUGAAAGAUACAAUCGGAAGUUAGGUAUCGAGUGCCCUGCAAUCCAAAAGAUCGACGAGGAUAUCCUACGGUCUGAUAUUGGCAAGAAAACAUAUACUGCGAGAAAUUCGAGUCAGACUAUGAGUAUUUCGAAACCAGAAAUGGCCUCCUUUUGUCAGAAGCAUUUCAUCAAUAGCCCUUGCCGAGAAAAUGAGAUUAUUUCCAAUUUUUUGUACAAAGUUAAGAAUGAUGAUAAAGAAUUCAAACUCACGUUCUAA